Molecule: messenger RNA, 525 nt
Organism: Parnassius apollo (apollo)
Lineage: Eukaryota; Metazoa; Arthropoda; Insecta; Lepidoptera; Papilionidae
Source: the annotation of a GenBank genome assembly
AUGCAGCAAAUCGUAUUAGUACUGUCAAUAUUAAGUGCAGUUUUUUGCUCUCCGUAUGACGAUGGUAAAUAUAGACCAAGAUCAUAUUAUGAAUAUGACGAUGGUAAAUACUAUAGACCACUCGAUGAAGGAAAGUAUAUACCUGGAGAUGAAGGAAAGUACACUUAUAUUUAUAAACAAGGCACUUGGCCCUUUGAUGGUUCAUAUAUGCGUCAAUAUGGAUUCAACGGUGAAUAUGACCCAUACAUGGGUUACAGAAUAUAUGCCAGCCGAUAUCCUCACUUAUACGGCGUAAUUAACGGAUACCCGCCGCUUUUCAGCUUGGGAAAAGAUGAAAACUUAGGAUCUUUUUACAGUUUUGAUAGAUCAAAAUUGUUAAAUACCGUUUCAAAUGCAGGAAAAAAACUUAAAUUGAAGUACGAAGUAAUUGUUACAGUUGUUGAUGACGAAUCAGAAAACAAUGCCAAAACUUCAAGAAAGAAUGAAAUUCAAGCUCCACUUAUCAUAUCAAAACCCUUCAAGUAA